Messenger RNA from Radiomyces spectabilis, 2362 nucleotides. RefSeq lists its product as uncharacterized. Gene Ontology annotation, cellular component: cytoplasm. The record is from RefSeq and is a predicted model, not a curated record. Gene Ontology annotation, molecular function: GTPase activator activity; protein binding. The coding region runs from base 100 to 2295 and encodes 731 amino acids. NCBI's taxonomy places the organism in Eukaryota, Fungi, Mucoromycota, Mucoromycetes, Mucorales, Radiomycetaceae. The transcript has 18 exons.
AUGCAACGCUGUAAUUCAGCCUAGGUGACACAUAAAGCCUCUGCACACAAUCCCCUCCCGUUUUAACGGUGUCGAAACCCUUUCCUCCAUCCGUCGCUCAUGCCUGCGCUUGAUUUACGGGGAUGUCUUGACGACUCUCCCCAGUUUCGAAAGCGCAUUCAUGCUCACGAAGAAUCCGUUCACCAUUUUGAGAAUUCAUUAAAGACACUUUUGAAGUUAGCGCGUUCUCAAGUGGAUUUAUCAAGCGCCUACAGCCAACAACAGCAAGAGUUAGCACGCGAGUUUCUCUCCUUUGCUCAAUCGCAAGAUGAUCCCAUCGUUGCACACGCUUCGGAAAAGUUUGGCAAAUCCAUAUUAGAAGUCGAGAAAUGCCGAGACAUGUUUAAUGCACAUACUGUGGAUACCUUCAUCAACCCAUUAGACUCAUUCGUCAAAAGUACAUUGCAUCCAGUCAAGGAAUUAAAGAAACGGUUUGAACGAUCCAGUGACGAUGUCGAUACGUUAUUAGCGCGAUAUAUGAGUAAACGACCCAAAGAUCCAACCAUUUUUGAGUCGGCAAAAGAACUGGCUGAUGCGCGGAAAGUUUUUCAUCAAGUGUACAUUGAGUACGUCAAAAAGCUCAACGAUAUUGAAGCCAGGAAAAAAGUGGAUUACAUGGAAAAUGUACUGGCCUACAUGUACACCGAAUCGGUAUUCCAUCAUCAAAGCUACGAAAUUUUGAAAGACUUGGAGCCAUAUAUGCGGGAUCUUACCGGAUUGUUACAUGAUACUCGUCAACGAUACAACGAGGAAUCCGCUGAGAGUGCAGAGUACCAAGAACUGUGUGCCAAGAACGCAGUGGAUCAAUAUAACCCAAUGCAUCACGAGAUGCCAGCUGGAACGCUCGAUGAUACAUCAUCGGGCGCCAAUAGCAGUAAAUCAGGUUAUCUUUUUGAAAGAAAAGGGGGCCGAGUGCUACAGAGCUGGACUCGCAAGUAUUACAGCAUUGACGGUGAAGAGUUAACAUGUUGUACUCGAGACGCCAAGGCAUCCAAAGAAGACGAUGCACCCCAGCGAUACAAUUUACGUGUAUGCAGUAUCAGAUUCACGGAGGGUUAUGAUCGUCGAUUCUGCUUUGAAGUGAUUUCACCAAUGAAGGUUCUCGUAUUGCAGGCCGAGAACGAACUCGACAUGUUGGAUUGGGUAAAGAGUCUGAAAAUGGCCAGUCAAAUGGCGCUCAACUCGGACCAAGCACCUGCACAGUCACUUCAGCGACCUCCCAAUCGAAGAGGAUUAUCUGAUCUAUCACCUCAUCUGAAGCUAAAGGAGAGUAGCAGCGGAUCUGGAAACGAGCGGGAAUUAUUGAAAGAAUUACGGAAAAGGCCAGGCAAUGAUCGAUGCGCGGAUUGUCAGGCCAAGGAUCCUGAGUGGGCUGCUACCAACCUUGGUAUCAUUAUGUGCAUCGAAUGCUCGGGUAUCCAUCGUAGCUUGGGGGUGCAUGUGAGUAAAGUCCGUGCCCUCGUGUUGGAUAAAUGGGAAACAGAGACGGUAGAGAUUAUGCUUCGAAUUGGCAAUACGGUGGCCAAUAGUAUUUUUGAAAGCUAUAUACCCAAAGAUAUGGAAUCAUUCCGUAUUGAACCUAAUUCUUCAAGAUGUGAACGUGAUUUAUGGAUCACCGAAAAAUAUGUGAAGCGCACGUUUACAGAUCAUACAUCCGAUAUGGAUAAACCAUCCCUGGAUCAAGCAUUCUGGCAUGCUGCGACACAAUGCAAGUUACCGGAAGCAUUAAAAUACCUAGCCCAAGGUGCGGACAUUGAUUACAAGCAUCCCGAGGAAGAUGAACAAACAGCUUUACAACGAGCGGUGCAUCAGGGUGACGAAAUAGCCGUGGAAUUCCUGCUGCAAUGGUCGAGUGAUGUAAACCAGCAAGACGCAAAAGGAUGGACUAGCUUACACUAUGCCGCAGCGGCAAACAAUGUUCAUCUUGUGCUAACUCUGCUGAAACGUCAUGCAAAAGCUGACUCGACGAAUAACGAUGGAAAGACCCCUCUGGAUUUGGCAGUAGAUAACCAGAAUGUACAAGCAGUAACCGCUUUACGGUUAUUUGCGUUCGAUAAGCAACAUAAUUCAUCGCCUGCAAGCUCGUUAGAUUUUGGGUUUCGAGAAGCCAUGUCCUCUUUCAAGCACAACUCAUUCCAGAGCUACGGCAGUUCUCAGUCCGCCUUGGAUUUAAGGCAAACCAAGUCGUUAUCUGCCAAAGAAGUGGAACUUAACGACGACCAACACAGUUCCUUGCUCCACUCUUCCGAUAUAUAAAAUCACCAUGCCUAAUAAUAAUAAUUCUUUCGUCAUUACUAUUAUUUCCAUCCUUUUUCUCUGUCUC